Molecule: messenger RNA, 1118 nt
Organism: Tachyglossus aculeatus (Australian echidna)
Lineage: Eukaryota; Metazoa; Chordata; Mammalia; Monotremata; Tachyglossidae
Product: RING finger protein 11-like
Exons: 3
Coding region: 108-581 (157 amino acids)
Source: RefSeq, a predicted model, not a curated record
CGGGUCGCGGGGAAUCGAGGAUUCCGGGGUCCCCGGACGGAGCCGGCACCAUUUCACCCAGUGACCGGCAGAAAGAGCCCGAGCUGUCGUCGCUGAAGGGGCCGGGCAUGGGGAACUGCCUUGCCUCCGAGCAGGCCGCCGUUGUGGAUGAUUUGUCUCCCUUGAAUGACUCGGGGGACGGGACCAGUCUCACCGGUGACCUGGUGGCCCCGUCCCCGUCUCUCGAGGAAAACAUGCCAAGCCCAGUGUACCAUCCAACCCCAAGCCAAACCCAGCUGGCCACUCAGUUCACGGAAGAAGAACAGAUCCGAAUCGCCCAGAUCAUUGGGCUCAUCCAGCACCUCCCUACUGGCAUCUUUGAUCCUGGCCCUGAAGCAUCCGGAACAAAAAACCAGGAAUGUGUCAUCUGCAUGCAGGACUUGGUUUCUGGGGAUUCUAUUCGAUUCCUGCCAUGUCUGCAUAUUUAUCACGUGGACUGCAUUGACACCUGGCUGAUAAGAUCGCUAACUUGCCCCUCCUGUAUGGAACCAGUAGACGCUGCUCUUCUUGCCUACUAUGAGGCAGAUGACAAGGAUCCUUAGCUUCAUAUUGUCCUCUCUUUCUCCUUUUUCUUUUUCUUAUUAACAACUUUGGCGAGCAAAAGAGGCUGGAAAUUUUGCACAUUUUUGAGAUACACCAAAGAAUCCCGCACCUCUCUUUGUGUUACUGGAGUGACUGGUGGCCUGGCUCAUAUGACACAGAAACUCAGAUUGUGAGCAUCUGGUUGGACGUCACUCCUGGAAGGAUGGAGCUCAGAGUUCAGCCGCUUCAAAAAUAUCAUUUUGAGGUAGUCUGUGUAGGCUCCUUUUACAUCUGAGCUUUUAAAAGAUGAGUCGAUACUUGGCGAACUUGCCAGCUGGAGAAACCUAAGCCCAGCCCACCAAAGCAGGCUGAGGUUUUAUUUUUACUUUCAUCUCACCUGUCAGUUUGUUCUCUGGAUCAUCCCACCCCAGAAAGAACUCUGAGGCUUGUUUUAAAGGCUGCAGAGAUGCUGCCCUAUGGGCUGUCAGAUAAUGUGAAAAGAUGUUGCAGGGACUAAUUCAUUCUGGCAGGAAUAAACCCACCACUGUUGCUAAUUC